AAGGUACCGCUAUACCCACCAUUACCCUCGCCACUGUCUCCUCCUACAGUGCAAGAAGCAAUAAAAUUGGUUGAAAAAUUAAUUACGAAACCCAGGCUGGCAAGAUUCCCUAACGGUUUUAUAAUAUACAAAAAUGUGUACGUUAAAUAUCGAAAGGAAAAUGGCCACAGCAUUCCAAUGACAAAGCUUUCUCCAAUGAUCUUACAUGCGUGGAAAAGCGAACCCUAUCACGUAAAGGAAGCCUACACAAAAAUCUCAAGCGAAGUUAAACAGCUUAUACAAUCAAAUUAUUAA
This is a messenger RNA of Acaulospora morrowiae, 294 nucleotides long. NCBI's taxonomy places the organism in Eukaryota, Fungi, Glomeromycota, Glomeromycetes, Diversisporales, Acaulosporaceae. The record is from the annotation of a GenBank genome assembly.